AAAACGCAAAGAAGCAGCCAUUUCUGCGUACCGUGAGUCUACAGUUUUUGUGCUGUGUAUUUAAUUAUUCGUCAUUUUAGUACAGUAAGAUGAACUCAUUUUAAUAGUAUCUUUUCACUAUUUAUAAUUAUUAAUAAUAGUCAAUAUGGCUAUUUCAUCUGAAAUUUCGAGAUUUUUUAGUCUCUACGUGACUCAUGUGGAUUGUGAGGGACAUUUUCUGAAAAUAAGUGGGCAGCUUGAUAGGCAACCAGCAUUGAUGUUAAAAUCUCUAUUUGAGAGCGUCUGUGAUAGUCUUGAUAGAGGGAUUGGAGUGCUUUCCCUGGCAGCCCUUCGAGAGGGCAUUGUAUGCGCAGUGAAGUACAGAGACGGUGUUUACUAUAGAGCAAAAAUCAUUAACACGGACAAGUUAGCUACAGGUGUCGUUGGUGUACAUUUUAUCGAUUAUGGUAACAAAGAAGACAUUUCUACACAUACCAUCAGAUUUCUGGAUAGUUAUGAUGCAAUAUUUUUGCAAAUGCCUGGUCAAGCUACUGAUUAUUAUCUUUCAAGAAUUAUGCAUCCUUCAGGAAAAUGGGAGGAAUCAUUUAUCCAUAAACUUCAAAAUUUACUCUGUUAUAAUGAAUAUCCAGUUACAAUUGAUAUACAAACUCGCGCACUGUCUAUUAUUUCGGUUCAGUUCAAGGGUACUGAUUUAUCUACAUACCUUGUAAGAAAUAGAUCAGGUAUUUCUAUUCCAUUAAAUAAUCAGGAGGUGUCACUUUUACAAAUGUCUGUUUAUAAUCAAGUAUCAAAUUGGCAGCAAGCUUCCUUUGGAAAUGAACUACCUGCAUAUACUGAACAUAUACCAUUUUUAACAAAUGAAAACCUUCCUAUUAAUCCUGCAUCACCAAUUUAUUUGCAACAAAAUCUUGCAAUUCCAUUCAAUGUCCCUGUACUAUCUCCUUCAAUGAUCAGUCAAAGAUAUAUGGUUAACCAACUACUAAGGAAUUCUGGAAAUCUUAUACCUUUAUACCAAUCUCAACAUGGGGCACCAGUGGCAACACCAUCGGCAGCACCGACAGUAGAACCGAUGGCAGGACCGUCGGCAGCACCGAUGGCAGGACCGUCGUCAGCACCGACAGCAAGACCGUCGUCAGAACCGACAGCAGGACCGUCGUCAGCACCGACAGCAGGACCGUCGUCAGCACCGACGGCAGGACCGUCGUCAGCAACGACGGCAGGACCGUCGUCAGCACCGACGGCAGGACCGUCGUCAGCACCGACGGCAGGACCGUCGUCAGCACCAACAGCAGGACCGUCGUCAGCACCGACAGCAGGACCGUCGUCAGCACCACAUGAUCUUACAGAUGACAACUCACUUUCCCCAAAGAAAUCCACUGCAUACAAAACCACUUUCCAGGAAAUCAACUCUCGACACAGAGUUUGUGUAACAUAUGCUGAAGAAGGACCUGAGCUUUUUACAGUGCAGUUUGUUCAAAAUGCAGACAAAUUCGAAAAAAUGAUGGAAGAUAUAAAUGAUCUGCCACACAAUAGUCUUACAGAACCACCGAUGAUUGGUACAGCAUGCCUCGCUAGGAUACCUGAGGACAGGAUAAUUUGUCGAGCAAUUGUUAUGAAUUUAUCGGGGUCUCAAUGCAAACUCUGUUUUGUUGAUUUUGGUGAUAUUGAAAUGGUGUCUUAUUACGAUAUAUUUGAUAUCCCUGAAGAGUUUGUAAAGCUUAAUGUUUUUGGCACUAGGUUCUGUUUAUCUGGACUGAAAAGGUUAGAGAGGAGUCCACAGCUCACUGAUACUUUCAAACAAUUAGUGACGGGGAACAUACUUACAUUGCAAGUUGUGGAACCCGAAGGUCCUCCAUUGAUUCAAUAUGUAGAGUUGUAUUUGGAUAAUAAGAAUGUUCUAGAUCUUUUAAUACAAAACAUGAAAGAUAAAUUUCCAUUCAAGCGUAUGAAUAUGCUGUCUUUAAGAUCAAAAAAAUCGGUCAUAGUGUCAUAUGUGGACAGUUGUAUAAAGUUUUAUAUCCACUUGUCAGACAUGCUUACUGUCCUGAAUGAAAUAAAGAAUACAGUGAGAGAACACUGUGAGAACAGUUCUUCACCUGGAGAGUUGCCUGUGGGUGCUGCUUGCUGUGCAAGAUUUCCUUAUGAUGACAAUUGGUAUAGAGCAAGAAUCACAAAUAAAAGGGGAAGCAAAGUGAUAGUGGCAUAUGUAGACUACGGUAAUGAACAAGAAGUUAAUAUAUCAGAUCUCAGAACUAUUACUCCAGACCUCAUGAGAACACCUGCACAGGCUAUAAAAUGUGCACUGAAGGGCUUCUUGAAAAAACCAAAUGAGAGAAAGACAUCACAAUUGUUCGAAAAUCUGGUUCUGGAAAAGACUUUGAUGGCUCAAAUUGUUGGUGUACUAUCUGGUGACACCAUAAUAGUUUCUCUUUUUGAUGAAACUGUUACUCCGCCACUAGAUGUGGCAAAGAAGGUGACUCAACUUUCAAAAGCACGCGGCAGCAAUGAGGCAAGAGUGACUACUCCAAGUCGUUAUGAAGCACCUGACACCUUCAGCUCUCGAAGAAACGAGGAGUUUGCAGAAGGAGCCGGCAGCUCUCGUGCCGGGCGUGAAGAAAAUCCAUGGGAUAUGGCAGAUAACGCCGCGACAGCGUCUGUAUCGACUCCUGACUAUAAUUGGCCGGAUAUCCCAUCUCAGUCCACCUUCCAACCGCCUCUCAGUCGACCAUAUUACCGUGAUAAUAAUAGGAACAGUGAUGUUGGCUUUGACCAAUAUGAAGAUAUCAGAAGUGAUGACUGGGGAAAUAGAAACAGGGAGAAUAGUUCAGACCGUAGGGAAUUCCGGGGUGAGAGAAGAGUCUAUUGGGAAGACCAAAAUGAAAAUUGGAAUCCUAGGAGGGAAUUCGGUGAAAACAGACAACAGGGCGACAUGACACGAAGUAACUUCACACAAAGAGAACGCGUAGAGCGCUCCUUGAAUUCUGAGUUUGAAAGGCGUUACCGUUCUCAGGAAAGCGGCCGACGAGAGCGAUACGGUGAUGCUCCGGCUUACAAUACUCGAACCAAUUUAAAUAGAAUACUAUAUAGAGAGUUACAAGAUCCAAUUCCCUUAGAGACUCGCUUUAUUGAACCACCAGUCGAAGUUGGUGCCCAAUGCGACGUAUCAAUUUCAUGGAUAAUAUCUCCGGAAAAUUUUUACGUAGAAUUAUUAUCUCUAAAACCGAAAUUCAUCGAAAUGAUGCAUAAAAUACCUGGAUGGUAUAAAGGUGUGAAAUGUUAUACUGGAGUACUGCCCGUGGGAGCAUCAGUGUUGGCGCGGUACCCUACUGACGGAGUGUUGUAUCGUGCUACUGUGCUUGCUGUCCAGUCGCCCUCACAAUUUAUAGUUAAAUAUGUAGAUUUCGGAAAUAAGCAUUUGGUGGAGGCAAAAGAUAUAUGGCAAUUGAAUAGACAGUUAAUGGAGCUCCCUAAGAUAGCUGUUCAUUGUUCUCUAUUGGGGGUUUCACCAAAGGACGGGGCAUGGAAGGCGAGCCCAGAGUUAGAUCACUGUUUCAGUGCAUCUCGAUAUCAGUGUGUGUUCCAAGACUGCUUAGAGGACCAACAGUACAUUGUAACUCUUUGGAACAAUGGCGCUAGCGUUGCAGAUACGCUCGUCGAGAAAAGUCUGGCUGCAUUGUCUGAACAUCAGUCACCUGUUACUUUGAGAGAUGAAAUCAUCGAUCUGUCAAUUAUCGUGGGGCAACAAAUUUUAUGCAAAGUCACCCACGUGGAGUCAUUCGAAAAAUUCUACGUCCAACUAGAUUUAGACAAAGCAGCUCUAGUAGAGAGUGCCAUCAAUAACUUGGAUGAGUCAAAAUUUACUCCAUUAUCAGCGGGCAUCAUCGAGGAAGGCAUUCAUUGCACAUUGAAAUACGAAGGCAAGAUAUACCGCGCUAUUCUCCGUGAUAUAGCAGAUACGGCUAACAUAAAAGCUGAAUUGCCUGAUUAUGGAAAUAAUGUGACUACAACUUUGGAAAACCUUAUGAUAUUGCCAAGUGAGCUGCGUGUAUACUACUACCAAUCACUGGAAUGCAAAUUAAACAACCUCACAACAGAGUCUAAGAUGCUACUAUCACUUGAUGAACUUAAGGAACGUCUCACAGCUAAAAAAUAUAUUAUAUACAUCAAUGAUUUACAGGACAUCAGUUUGGUAUCAACACUAUACGACAGUGUGACUGGCCAGAAAGUGGCCAUAUUUGAGCCAGAUGAAGGUGCAUAUAAUGAAGUGGUCCAGCUCUGUACGACAUCUGUUUUUAAUGACAAUUUUGGACUGGCAUACAUAUCUCAUUUCGAAAAUCUAAACGAAUUUUACCUUCAAAAGUCUGCUGAUCGUAACAAGAUAGCACUGUUACUGACUGAUCUAUACAAAUUUUAUGAAGAAGGAACUCCAGAAGAUCUUACAAGCUUUGAAGUGGACGGAUUAUGUGCUAUUAAAUUUAAAGACGGGAACUGGUAUCGCGCAAUCAUUAUCAGUGUUGAAGAAAAUGAUCUCCGAGUUCAAUUUCCAGAUUAUGGAAACAGUGAAACAGUACCUAAAACAGGUGUCAAAAAACUUGACAGUAAAUUCUAUGAACCUUGUGCACUUGCCCUUGUUGCUAGUUUAGAUCUUGUUGCCCUUCAAGAAGACGCAUUAGCCAAACUAACAGAAUGGACCAAUGAAAAAGAGGUUCAAGUCACUUUAUCUUUCGGUAACAAUGGUUGGCUUGCAAGCUUACAGUUAGAUGGUACAGACUUAUCUAUGAAACUUGUGAAUGAACAAUUAGCCACUCAACAAAUAAUAUCCAACGAUGAACCAAAAAUUGAUGCUACAGGAGAAGAACAAAUUUCAUUACCACUUGGCUGUAAUCAAGUGUAUAUUAGUCACAUUGAUACACCAGGGCAAUUCUGGCUACAGAUGAUUGAUAAAAUUGACAAAAUAAAAGAAAUUCAAGCUGAACUUCAGAGUAAUGCAGCAACAUAUACGGAUAUCGAAAGUCGUGAACUGGGCACUUUGUGUGUAGCGAAAUAUUUAGCUGACGACCAGUGGUACCGCGCCGAAAUACUUUACUCUGAUUCUGAUACCACUACUGUACGGUUUAUUGACUAUGGUAAUACAGAUGUAUUGGGCAACCAACCUGGUUUAAUAAAAGUUAUACCAGAUAAACUGAAAGAUAUUGAGUGUUACGCUGUUAAAGCAAGUGUUAAUGCUGUACCAACUGGCAUGAGACAGUGGUCUGAGCUUGCAUCAGGGUACUUCAUUCAACUUGUUGGUGAUAUAUCAUCCCCUGUAGAUGCUCUAAUAGUCAUGAAAGAUAUCACUACUUAUGUUGACUUAAUUGUUAAUGGUAUCAAUAUUACCGAUAAGUUAGUAUCUGAAGGGUACGCCAUGAGGCUUGAGAAAACAGAAAAAAAUGUUUUAAAUGACAUACCAGCAGAGGAGCUAGUUAGUGAGAGCACUUUUGAAACAGAUCUGGAUGAAAGUAUUAGUAGCACUGAGACAGUUAUAGGGAAUAAGUGUUUUGAAGGUAUUAUUGACGUUUUAAAUGACGACGUAGCUAUUGAGACAAGUGGAGCGAAAGAAUCAGAUUCUACAGAGAAUUCGCCAGAUAAGAACAUUUCAUCAGAAAAUCUGGAGAAAAAAAAUUAAACACAAAGUCUAGCGAACACUCCACUUAAAAAUGUUUCCACAGAUACACUGUGAAAUUUAUCAGAAAAGAUACAUAUUCAGAAACUACAGACAAAAAAACUAUCUAUUCUCCUGAACGUGAUGAAUCGAAAGAUUACAUUAAUACAGAUAUAGGUUAUACCAGUGAUGAUAAUCAUGCUAAACUGUCAUCCUCUGCAAGUUACUGCUGCUAAGGAAUCAUCAUGAUGGAAUCAACGACUAAAGAUCUAGUUGCAGUUACAAAGAAUAAAUCAGACAGUGUUCAAGGUGAAUAAUUAAAUUUGUAAAAUUUAAUUAAUUCCGUAUAAUAUGAUCUCAUAUAUCUCACUACGAGACAAAUUUACUUAUACUACACUUGACUUACGUACAUUUGCAUAAAUAAUUUUAUUAGUUUAACUAAACUUAGUUUUUAGAUUGUAAGACUAGUAUACAGUAAGUUGGAAAACUAAUUGACUGAUAUAUUAUAAUAUUGUAGUUUUUACGUUCACCUAUUUUUUUUACAUCAUUGUAUUUGAAAUAUGUCUCAUGUACUUUUGUCUGUCACUAAUUUGUGAUUUAUAAAUACUAUUUUUUAUAAUUUUUUAUUCUUGUUACACAAGAAAUUUUGUUAUUUUUAUUUUGUUAUAUCUCUAUAAUUUAUUCUAUAUAAUUUAAUAAGUCGCAUACAUUUAAAAUGGACAAUUUAGAAAACCUAUAGAUACUCAUUUUCAUGUCAUAUAUAUUGAUGUCGUAAGUACUAACUACUCAUACAACUGACUGUUUUGACUGCAAUGUGAGUAGUUUUAUAGUACUCCCAAAAUUGAUUUAGUAAUAAGAACUCGGGAAUUCCUAAUAAUGUAGUAAUUUUUUUAUUAAUAUAAUUUGUAUCGAUGUCUUAAGUACUAACUACUCUUACAACUGACUGUUUUGACUGCAAUGUGAGUAGUUUUAUAAUACUCUGAAAAUUUAUUUAGUAAUAAGAACUCUGGGAUUUCUUAUAAUUUAGUCAUUUUUUUAUAAAUAUAAUUAGUAUCUAUGUCUUAAGUACUAACUACUCAUACAACUUACUGUUUUGACUGCAAUGUGGGUAGUUUUAUAAUACUCUCAAAAUUGAAUUUAGUACUAAGAACUCUGGGAUUUUUAAUAAUAUGGUCUACUUUUUAUGAUAAUAAUAUGUAUCAAUGUCUUAAGUACUAACUACUCUUACAACUGACUGUUUUGACUGCAAUGUCAGUAGUUUUAUAAUACUCUGAAAAUUGAUUUAGUAAUAAGAACUCUGGGAUUUCUUAUAAUUUAGUCAUUUUUUUAUGAAUAUAAUUAGUAUCUAUGUCUUAAGUACUAACUACUCAUACAACUUACUGUUUUGACUGCAAUGUGGGUAGUUUUAUAAUACUCUCAAAAUUGAAUUUAGUACUAAGAACUCUGGGAUUUUUAAUAAUAUGGUCUACUUUUUAUGAUAAUAAUAUGUAUCGAUGUCGUAAGUACUAACUACUCAUACAACUUAUUGUUUUGACUGCAAUGUGAGUAGUUUUAUAAUACUCCCAAAAUUGAAUUUAGGAAUAAGAAAAAUAACUCUGGAAUUUUUAAUAAUAUGGUCUAAGUUUUAUGAUAAUGAUAUGUAUCGAUGUCUUAAGUACUAACUACUCUUACAACUGACUGUUUUGACUGCAAUGUGAGUAGUUUUAUAAUACUCUGAAAAUUGAUUUAGUAAUAAGAACUCUGGUAUUUCUUAUAAUUUAGUCAUUUUUUUAUGAAUAUAAUUAGUAUCUAUGUCUUAAGUACUAACUACUCAUACAACUUACUGUUUUGACUGCAAUGUGGGUAGUUUUAUAAUACUCUCAAAAUUGAAUUUAGUACUAUGAACUCUGGGAUUUUUAAUAAUAUGGUCUACUUUUUAUGAUAAUAAUAUGUAUCGAUGUCGUAAGUACUAACUACUCAUACAACUUACUGUUUUGACUGCAAUGUGAGUAGUUUUAUAAUACUCCCAAAAUUGAAUUUAGUAAUAAGAAAAAUAACUCUGGGAUUUUUAAUAAUAUGGUCUAAGUUUUAUGAUAAUGAUAUGUAUCGAUGUCGUAAGUACUAACUACUCAUACAACUUACUGUUUUGACUGCAAUGUGAGUAGUUUUAUAAUACUCCCAAAAUUGAAUUUAGUAAUAAGAAAAAUAACUCCGGAAUUUUUAAUAAUAUGGUCUACUUUUAAUGAUAGUAAUAUGUAUCAAUGUCGUAAGUACUAACUACUCAUACAACUGACUAUUUUGACUGCAAUGUCAGUAGUUUUAUAAUACUCCCAAAAUUGAAUUUAGUAAUAAGAAAAAUAACUCUGGGCUUUUUAAUAAUAUGGUCUACUUUUUAUGAUAAUAAUAUGUAUCGAUGUCGUAAGUACUAACUACUCAUACAACUGACUGUUUUGACUGCAAUGUGAGUAGUUUUAUAAUACUCCCAAAAUUGAAUUUAGUAAUAAGAAAAAUAACU
Achroia grisella is the source of this 8135-nucleotide messenger RNA. RefSeq names its product maternal protein tudor-like. Gene Ontology annotation, biological process: spermatogenesis. The record is from RefSeq and is a predicted model, not a curated record. Lineage: Eukaryota; Metazoa; Arthropoda; Insecta; Lepidoptera; Pyralidae. The coding region runs from base 146 to 5665 and encodes 1839 amino acids. The transcript has 10 exons.